CCCCCCUCAAACACCAUGGAAAUCAGCAAUAGCAAAGCCCCAAGUAGAGCUAGAGAUGAGAUUGGAACUACCUUGUCAUCCCCAAGAAACAGAGGCGAGCGUCCAAUCCUCUCAUCCAACGGAGGCAGAGGCAUCUCAAUGAUGUUGGGGAAGAUGCUCACCGAGAACAGAUUUGCUUUGGCUAAAGCGGCAGGGGCGGCACGCUACGCUUGGGGAGGAUAUGGAGAGGUGAACGUACAACCAACGGAGACCCAAAACCUAUUCAUCUUCACCUUCAACAAUGAGGCAAUUAGUGAGAAGAUAUGGAGGGACCGACCAUGGAGCCUAUCAAAUACUCUAACGGCUGUCGAAAAAUGCAACGGAAGAGGUAAACCAGAAGAAACUCCCAUAGAGAAGGUAGCCAUGUGGGUGCAGAUUCAUGGUAUUCACCAAAACCAGAGGAGCGAGGAGAACAUGGUGGCGAUAGGCACUCAUUAUUUCCCAGGGAUGCUCGACCUGGAUAGAAUGAGCUUGGAAUUUACAGGAUACAUGAAGUUUCUGAGGAUUCUUGUGGAGGUCAACAUUGAAGAAACAAUUCCAACCGGUUUUGACCUCCCAUUCAUAGACGAAAUCACGGGAAAGGAUUACUGCGAUGUAAUCGAUUUCAAGUAUGAGAGUUUGGUGGAAUUGUGCUAUUUCUGUGGGAGAGUAGGCCACAACUGGCCGACUUGCUGGAGGAUGAACAAAGAAAGGAAGAGGAAUGGAGUGGCUUACCUGUCUGAGGUAUACAAUUCCUCUCUCAAGGCGGGAAUUGAUUUUCCUCAUAGGCACCAUUCGGCCAACUACAGAAGCAGCAAGGAGGGGGAAGGCUCAAAAAGCUAUCUGGCAGGAAGAGAGAGCGCGAGGUCGGGAAGCCAGAGCAGAUCGGAAGGGGUAGAGGGAAGAGCUUCGUCGGGUUCGGAAGGCAGGUUCUCUGAAGGGAAUCUUCAAAUCCCUCCAGGUUUUACUGUGAGAAGGCUGGAAGAGGAGGUUCAAGGAGAGGAGGAGCAAAUCGCGUAGGGGAGAUGGAGAGGGAGGUACAGGGAAGAGAUUGGGGCGAUGAAUUUGAACGUGGAGAUGGAUAGGGCGGCGGCGGCGAUGGAGGCAGGGCUUCGAUUGGAAGAGGGGAGAAGCGCUUAGGAAAUGGGGCGGAUUCCAGUGGCUGUGGAGACCAUGUUGUCUCUUGGGACAACCCAAGCAAUCACCCCAGCCCACCUGUCUGUCCCAGAAGGCCCAUAUGAAAUAGCUUAGUAUCAGCAUGUACAAGAUGAAAGGGAAUGGGAGAUGGGCCGAAAGCAAAAGAAAAGGAAGGGUAUGGG
This is a messenger RNA of Linum trigynum, 1337 nucleotides long. NCBI's taxonomy places the organism in Eukaryota, Viridiplantae, Streptophyta, Magnoliopsida, Malpighiales, Linaceae. The record is from the annotation of a GenBank genome assembly.